AUGCUGCGGCGUCGUAUCGUUUUGCCAGUGCUGUCCCCAGCAGGGCUGCAGGCAGUAAAAGCCAGUAAGCGACACACGCGGCAGUCCGGGGGGGUUCAGCGGUUUUCGUAUCUCCCACCUGGCAAUCAUGCGCCACGGAUGCCGUGGCUUCGUGACACCGCACCUUCGCAUGUAAACCUCAGUGCUGCAGCCGCACUCCCAACGCCAUCGCACACACCCACGGCCACGGCGACAACGACAGCGCCGCCACCGUUUAUGAGAGACCCUGUAGACUUGGAGGACAUUCUUAAGGACCCCUGUAAGUCGUCAGAGCUACUCGCUGGCGCUUCAGUGCGGGUUACCGCGGAGUCUGCUGGACGGCUGCAAACGACUGCGGCUAAAGGCGGCCCACUACGUGCCACCGCGGCCUGUCGCAUGUCUGCGCUCGCAGAGCCAAACCUGGACACUCGCAUUGGCGACAUUUUGAAGGUUAGUGAUUCCUUCGCUGGGGAAAUGUUGCCGGAUGUGGUGCGACUUCUUAUAGAACCCACCGCGGAUGGGGUGGAAAACGUCUCUCUCAGUGAUUUUGUGGCCAUGCAACCCAAGCGACAGCUUGCAGCCCUUGCUGGGAAGAAGCAGUGGCAUGAGUGGCUUCUUGAAAGUGCCCACUAUAAACAGGUGGCACGUCUGGAGCUGGAAUCGCCGUAUUACGAUAUUAGGGCGCUUCGGCAGGCGGGGGUGACCACGUUGUACCAGUGGGCUGAGCAGCCGGAUCUUGUGAAGGUGUCAUCCUACACACGCAGCCUACUGGACGCCGCAGUAGAAAAAAGUGUUGAGGCAUACGUGGAGGAAGUAGUCAAAGUGGUUAACACAAGCAACCGGCUGUCAGAGACGUUGGUGUCGUGGGCAGCAGACACUGUAAGUAAGUUUGUUCUGGAUACGCUUUGUGUAACCGUAGAACAAGCUGCCUCCCAACGACAAGCAACAGGGUUAGGAAACACCAUGGUAGAUACGGAAAACUCAGGUAAAACCAUCGCAGAGGAAGCUGCAAUCGCCGCGAUGGAUGUCACCACCUCUUACACGCGACCAGGGCACGUCUGCACCUUGGAGCACUACCACCAACUCGCAAGAAAAGUGUUGGCGAGUGUACGAAAAGAAUACAUGGCUCAGUGGCAUGCCGAUUAUGGUGGGAAUGCUGCCGGGAAAACAGUGCUUGAUGGCCAGGCAGAAGCAGAGAUUCGCGAGAAGGCAUAUGCCACUCUUAAUGAAGCCAUACUAAAGGUGUUGGAAUCUCAUGCCCAUAACAUGCCAAAGGAGCUACACAUGUUACGCGAUUGUGGAUUCUUAGCGCUGGAACGGAUUCCUGGGCUAUUACGGCAGGCAGUAUCCGUGUUGCAGUUAAGAAAUGUACCUGUACGUUAUUUUGUGUUUCACAGCACCGGGGAGCAGGAGAUGGAUGAGUUGGAGAGGCACGACUUAGAAAUGUCUACACCUGGCGGCGCGGAUGCGCCGCUUUCAGGCACUGCCCCCACCUCGUCCAUGAAUGUAGCGGCACCAACGCUGACAUGCGGCGUAUUUUUAGCGGGAACCGCCAACUAUAACGUCAAACUUGGAGAGUGGCCUGGGCACCCGCAGCCCCCUCCUGCAGGCUCCUCCACCGUGUGGACAGGCGAUGCGGUACAGAACGAGUACUUCUCGCUAUUGCGGCGCCUGAAGCGACACACCAUGCGUGUGGCAAGCACGACCCUGUUUGAAACUCUCAAGGGCGCUGACGAGUUUCGGAGUGGGUUUAACGCAGCAGAAUCACUUGGGUUGCAGCAGCUUUUUGGAACGGCAAAACUUGUGGAAGAGCGUCUCAGCUCUGUGCUGAACUGCCACUCCACCCCACCCUCCACUUCGAGGCCGGUGCAUUUUGUAGAGGCGGGUUAUUCGUGUGGGAAAACCGCCGUGUUAGAGCGUCUUUCCAAGCGCAUGUCUGAAACCGGCAAGAAGGCAGUUAUUGUACGCUACACCGGAGCCACGAUGCCGUUUACUCCGGGUUUAGAUGAUCAUCCUCUUGCGUUUCCCUCGCGUUUUUGGUUUCGCGUUGCCCUUGCUUCAUGCCCGUAUCUAAUACGCACGGAGGAGCUUUUUACGAGGGCCCCCAAGUCGGUGAUGUGGUGGGCCAAUCGCCUCAACUGGUCGUGGGAAUUAUACCAGAAGCGGAUUCAACUUUACGCGAACUGCGAGGGUACACCCUCGUCGCUUCACGCGGUGCUUGUUGAUGACAUGGAUCGUGUGAUGGAUGCCAUGGAAAAUCGAAUGGUGGCCGCCACCGCCGCCGUGUCUACAACAGGCAUGCUCAAUGGUGUACCGACUCUCGCCUCACAGGACGGGUACGUCGGCGCUACAGAAGCAGGAGCUGCAGGGGCCAAUGUGGUGACAACGAUGGCAACCGCGUUGACGUCGACCAACCACAGUAACCUGGGCAAAACGCAUAGUCAUGACAAUAAUAGUAAAACGAAGAAGGAAGACACCUCCACUGCCUCACUAGCACCUAUGCUGCACCUCAGGCAUUACAUGCCUUUUCACCUGGAUUCGGUGGGGGCGGCUUUAGCCAAACUGACUGUCGCAGUUGGACAACUUGACGUGGUUUUUACCGGUCAUCGCGCAAGCAGGCUUCUUCUCACGCAUGCGGAUGCUCCGGUUCGUCGCUACUUUAUUCCGUUAUCCAACGGUAUUGGACUACAGCAACGACUUCGUGUCUUACCGCUUGUAUCUGUUUUAUAUGCAUUGCAUCAGCGAUCGCGUCUCGAGUUUUCGGGGCUAAUGUACGAGGUACUUAAGAACUGUCCUGGUCUGCUUGGUUACACCCUUGAUGUGUUUUGGUCAGGGCAGGCGGCGUUAAUGGAUCUUCGCGGUGGUGCCCCGCGUCUCAUGCAGUGGAGCGGCACCCACCCUUUGUUGCGCAGUUACGUUCCUACCGAGCUUUUUGCUGAGUUUCCGCAGCGUAACUACCUCCUGCAGAACUUGCCAGAAGCACGGCUGCGUCUGGUGGAGCUGCUGCAGCGACAGUUAAGCAGUCCCACCGGAUUUCUCACGACGGGGGUAGACACAACUGUGCAGGAUGAGCGUGAUGGGUUUGUGGUUUCCUACAAUCAUACAACGUGUCAGGUGCAUCCCUUCGCGCUCUUUACAAUAUUCACCCAUCAAGACAUGUUAGAGUCCCCGCGGGAGACGAUGGUGGUGCGUGCUUGGGGUGAGGUGUGGGCGGAGUACUGCGCCGUCGUGAACUCCAUGGGAACCACCAAUGAGCGCAAGCGUAACGCCUUGCGUGUGCUUCUGCAUGGAGCAUUGAUGCUUCGCGUAGUGGCGGUGUCUGGCGCACAGAUGGAUUUAAACAUGAAGAUUCCACCCUACGGGUUUCCACUACUGGCCUCUCCGACACGUAUGAAGCAGCGGGGCGGGACAGAGCCGGUGGUGGUAAAGGCCACUCCCGACACGGUACGCAAGGCGGCGGCGGCGUACAGGGCCUUCUUUUCACAGACAGAACAGACACACAUCCCGUUCCGCCCGAGUGUUGGGAUUAACGGGGGGUGCGACGUUGUUUGCAUUGCCGGGACGACACUGGCACUGUACGAUAUCGUGACGACACCCGAAGCACUGCAAGAUAUCAGCUAUCGAUUUGCGGAGGCGCUCUUGGGGGUGCUGCACUGCCUGGGGAAGAAUGUACUGCCACACAACAAAAUUCGUCAAAUUCAUUACGUUAGUGUCGUUUCUAUUGACCAGACGAUGGUGACGUCGCCGCACGGUGGCAAACUCACUCUGGCUGGUGGCGUUGCAUCGCCCACGGCCGCAGACGACGUCUUCGCUGUCCCACUCAUCCCUGUUGUGCCUUACCUGUUGGACUUGAGCGCUGUCUUCGAGGACGACGUGAUUGAUCGCCUACGUGCUUUGCAGGGGACGCUUGGUAUUGGCAAGGAGUUCCGCACACUGAAUGACCUCCUGGACGAACUAGAGAGCGCACACCACGUGCACGUGCACCAGGACGUGGUUGCCUCGCAGGAAGAACUUGAGUCCCUUCUCUCCACAACGCUGAUGCAGCUUGUGCCGGAUGCGACGGUGUUGCCACCAUAUACGGCGGAGGUCGUCUCUCCUGACACGCUUCUAAUGGAUUUGCUAGUGGAUGAGGAGGAGGAGAGUUUUCGCGGUGCGGAGGUGGAGGAGGUGCGCCACGAUGCCGUCCUGGCAAAGGAAGCCGCCAUGCCAGAAUCCUACGCGGACGCCGAGCAUUUGCAGGAGUCAGCCGAGUUACUAGAGGCGCUACUCAACGACAACUCCCUCAUGGAGCUGCGGCCGCUGACUGCAGUGGAACGGGCCACCGACGACACCACGCAGGCUGCGCUGCUGACGGACAUGGCCACGGAAGACGCCAUCAACAACAACAUACCCGUGACUUCGGAUUUCAUGGCCGCACGGCGGUCGGCGGCGACGGCCUCCACGACCGCGGCGCCUGCGCAGGACGACGCCCUGGCAUGGCUACACGACAUUGUCACCCCGGCGGCGACGGCAACUAGCGGGCGUGACGGCAAGACGGAGCAGGUGACGGUGACGACGACACUCUCCAGCAACCCGCUCCCGCGAGCUUCAGGUGGUGGUGGUGGGGCCUUCGUCUCACUGGACGCUGAGGGAGACGGCGACAGCGACGGCAGCGAGGACGCCGUUAGAAAGGCAAGUACUCACGUAGAACAGGCUGUGCAUCCAAAGCGAAGCGGAAAGACCCCCAGUCAUAGCAGUAACAGCAGCAGCAAUCGACAAGGAUCGCGUCAGUCGCGGUCCAAUUCUCGGCGGGCGAGGGCGAAGCUGCAGAAGAAGCCGACGUCCUCGCCAGCGGCGCGGAGGAAACCAGGUAGCACCCACAGCAGCACGGCCGCCGCCGCUCAGGCGAAGCGAAAAGGCGGAACGCCAAAGAGGCGCAGUGGUAAUGGUACCGCAGCUGCUUCCUCCGCUCACUCCGUCACCGCAAGAGGCGGAAAGCGGCGAGGGAGAAAAUAA
Molecule: messenger RNA, 5013 nt
Organism: Trypanosoma rangeli
Lineage: Eukaryota; Euglenozoa; Kinetoplastea; Trypanosomatida; Trypanosomatidae
Exons: 1
Coding region: 1-5013 (1670 amino acids)
Source: RefSeq, a predicted model, not a curated record